Molecule: messenger RNA, 1244 nt
Organism: Electrophorus electricus (electric eel)
Lineage: Eukaryota; Metazoa; Chordata; Actinopteri; Gymnotiformes; Gymnotidae
Gene: tmem74b
Product: transmembrane protein 74B
Source: RefSeq, a predicted model, not a curated record
GUAACUCAUCCUUAAUUCCACUGCUGAUGUACUCGACGUAGCUAACAUAUAGGCUAAUGCCUGCACAUCCGGAUAUAUCUCAAAGGAAUAAGAUGGUGGUCUUUGCAACGCUUCUUGACCACAGACGCCAAAUGUUACGAUGUUAGUUCGCACUUGGCCAGUUCUUCCCUUGAGAUAUCUUUCGCGAAGGUCUCCCUCGCAACACGCAGCAUCCCUUAUGAUGCUAUCUGUCGGUCAUCAACACCUAAAGACACAGUGAUGGGGCCGAUUUUUGAUUCGACAUGAGCACCCAAACUGGAUGUCGAUGGAGUCUCUGAAUGCCGUCGAACUCCGCGUACUGGGGGAUGGGGGCAGAAAACAUUCACACCAGGCCUCGUCAGGACCACGGACAGCAGCAGGUAUCGAGAAUGCGUCUUUUCAGAACGAGGAGCAGGAGGCACGGGUCCGAAUUACCUCCGAAAUGGUUAGUCAAAUGUCCAAAUCCCAUGAUAGAGAACAGAUCAAUCCCCAGCCUUUCCAUCGGGAAGUACCAUCACCUCGCACUGAUGAAGAACCGGAAACCGAAUAUAAUGACCACUCGGUGGACUAUGGGUUUAUUUUUGCCUUGGUGUUUCUUGUAAGCGGAAUAGUCUUGGUAGUUAUAGCUUACACUAUCCCAAGAGAGGCUAAAGUUAACCCGGACCAAGUGACAGCUCGCCAGAUGGAAAAAUUAGAGAUGUACUAUGCACAACUCGGUUCUCACCUAGAUAAAUGUAUCAUUGCGGGACUUGGUUUGCUUACCCUUGGUGGUAUGCUCUUAUCCAUUUUACUAAUGGUGUCUAUAUGCAAAGGAGAGCUUUAUCGUCGGAGGACUUUUGCAAUGUCAAGAAGGCCUAUGAAAUCGUAUGGCUCUAUAAAUAUGAGGCUGAGACAGUUAGCGGAAGGAGACGGGAGGGAUACUCUCGUGGAAUGUGAAACAAGCACCAACUCCGACGUACCGAUCGCCGAGGGGAUACAGCUCGGAACACGCACCCAGUAGCACAGCCUUACGAUGUAACUAAAGAUAUUUCGGGUAGUUCACUCAGAACACGGUAAAAAAUACGGUAAAGAGAAAACAAAGGAAAAUCAACAAGGAAGUCUACGUAAAAUUGUGAACGUAUCCUAUGCCGGGAAGCACACUAUGUUGUAGUAUAUUAAUUAAUAUGCUGCAAAACUAAACGUCAUUAGCAUCUUUAUACAACUUGAGAAAAUGUGAAAUAACUAAC